AUGGAUGCAAAUAUAGGAAGCCUUAUUACUAAUAAAAUUGAAGUUGUUGAAAUAGAUUCCCGAGAUGAAAAUACCCCGGAUAAUUGGGUUCCGCGUCAUCCUGAGAUGGUAAGGUUAACCGGUAAACACCCUUUUAAUGCUGAAUCCCCAUUAUCCUUAUUAUUGAAGCAAGGUUUCAUCACCCCAACUCCAUUACAUUACGUACGAAAUCAUGGACCUGUUCCUAAACUUUCUUGGGACACUCAUCGUUUAAUAGUUGAUGGCCUUGUAAAAAAUCCUUUAAAUUUGUCCAUGGAUGAAAUUGCAAGUCUCCCUUAUUUGGAAUUUCCCCUGACUAUGGUUUGUGCCGGAAAUCGUAGAAAAGAACAAAAUAUGAUUAAACAAACUAUUGGUUUCAAUUGGGGGGCAGCUGCAGUCAGCAAUGCAAUCUGGAAAGGAGUACCAUUACGUCACAUUCUAGAAUUGGCUGGAGUUAAAUACGAUCCUAAGCAACCUCGUUAUGUAUGUUUCGAAGGUGUCGAUAAAUUACCUAAUGGUGUAUAUGGUACAAGUCUUCCAUUAGAAUGGGUGAUGAAUGAAGCAAAUGAUAUUAUAUUGGCCUAUGGAAUGAAUGGAGAAAGGCUAACACCUGAUCAUGGAUUCCCUAUACGUUCAAUUUUACCUGGAUACAUUGGUGGACGAACUGUUAAAUGGUUAGGAAAAGUAAGUAUAAGUGAUAAAGAAUCUGACAGUCACUAUCACUUCCUAGACAAUCGAGUACUUCCUCCAGAAUAUGACGCAGAACGAGCCACUAAGGAGAGAAUUUGGUAUAACCCAAAUUAUAUCAUUUAUAAACUCAACAUUAAUUCAGCUAUAGAAUCUCCGGCACAUGAUGAAAAAAUCGUGAUUUCAAAUUUAGCACGUAAUGCUGAAUAUACAGUUAAGGGAUACGCAUAUAUCGGAAAUGGUGUAAAAUGUAUACGUGUAGAAAUAUCUUUGGAUCGUGGAAAAACAUGGUUACUUACCAAGCUCACACAACCAGAACUUGAAUUUCCUCUUGUAAAAAAACGAGGAAUGGAUCCAUUACCAAGAUUUUGGUGUUGGACUUUUUGGGAGUUAACAAUUCCGAUACAAUCAUUGAUCAGGUGCGAAGAGAUUUCUGUACGAGCUUGGGAUUCUAAUCAGAACACACAACCACGUGAACCAACAUGGAAUGUUAUGGGAAUGAUGAAUAAUUGUCAUUUUAAAGUAAAAGUUCAUCCAUUUAUUGAAAACAACGAGUUUGGAUUGAGAUUUGAGCAUCCGACUCAACCUGGUAACCUUCCCGGAGGAUGGAUGGUUAGGAAAAAAGAAGAGGAGACCAAAAAGGAAGCUAAAGAUGAUAAAAAAACCAAAACUCCUCCAAGUAAAGCAGCAGCAAAAAAAAUCUUUACUAUGGGUCAAGUUUCCAAACAUAAUAAUGAAAAUGACUGUUGGAUAGUUAUUGCCAAUAAAGUCUAUGAUGCAACAAAUUUCUUGAAAGAUCAUCCCGGUGGAACUGAUGUUACAGAAGAAUUUAAUGAUAUUCAUUCUGAGAAAGCAAAAGAAAAAUUAAAUGAAUUUUAUGUGGGUGAUCUUGCUACAGGCAAAGAAACCCAAAAAUCUAAAUUAUGA
Entrophospora sp. SA101 is the source of this 1632-nucleotide messenger RNA. NCBI's taxonomy places the organism in Eukaryota, Fungi, Glomeromycota, Glomeromycetes, Entrophosporales, Entrophosporaceae. The record is from the annotation of a GenBank genome assembly.